CAAUUGUGAACAAUGAGCGAGAACAGAAACGAAACAACUCCUCCCGCCACUGGUCCUUCCGAGGAAACCCUCAAGUCACUGCUUAGCCCAGAAGACGACGGAUUCAUCUGGUGCAGCAGUGUGUACCUGAUAGGCAAACACGCCAUGCUUACCGUCUUCUACACCACCGUCCUCAUCAUUUCCCUCUUCUACCCGUUUCCUGAGUACUACGCCGCGAUGUGGGCAGCGGGCCUGUUCGGCGCCUUUUACAGCAUCAGCAUCAUCAUGUAUCAGGUCUACAUGAUAUGGGACUCCAAAAAACCUCCAGUCCACGUGGUCUCUCCUUCAGAAAUCUGAAGCGGCUGCAAAGAAAAACAUGCCACCAAACAGUCCCAAUAUCCCAAAGUAGAAUAAAUAUUGUUUGCCAGAAAAAAACACUUGGUGUUAAGUGUACUGUAGUAGAGAUAUGGAAUCACAUCAGGGGUGUUUUUUCCCACCAUCUUCUCUUAAAUAUGUUUUUGUCAAAGAAAUAAGGAAACGUAAGAUGUGAAAAGCAUAUAGAACAUAUGACGAAGACAGGAAAUGCAUGAGUGACCUGUAACAUAAGGAGUUAUAGUGUAUGUAAAACAGGUGUCAUAAAUUGCCGGAAGUGCAAAGGCUAUCCGGCCCUCUGUAACUGUCUAUAUAUAAGAGAAGCCGACCGUGUUUGAUGUUGUUGAGUAGUAUCUAAUUUUCUCGUACUAUACCGCUUCUUCGUUAGGUAUUAUAAUGACUUCUGCUCUGUUCAGUUUUCCAUCUACUACGUCAGUAAAGGUAUUUAGUAUUGAACGUAAAUGAACCUGUGUCUAGCGUCGUCAACCUGUUGAUUACUAGUAAGUGAAUUCUUUGCAUUGCUAGGACAAGAACAGCGUGCAGUCUACUGCGAGUUGAUACGUAGAUGUAUUAUGAUAAAUGUGCAUUUAGAAUUUGGCAAGAAAGAUGUGUCUUGUUUUGUACUUUGGCUAAAAGGCAACUGAAUACAUCCUGGCAACACAAUUAGACUCAUUAAAAUUGACUUUAAC
This is a messenger RNA of Branchiostoma floridae (Florida lancelet), 1040 nucleotides long. RefSeq lists its product as uncharacterized. The record is from RefSeq and is a predicted model, not a curated record. The transcript has 2 exons. Bases 13 to 336 code for a protein of 107 amino acids. Lineage: Eukaryota; Metazoa; Chordata; Leptocardii; Amphioxiformes; Branchiostomatidae.